AGGUUUUUCAAGACAAGGGAUUGCGGGGAUGUCAAACCUCGACAUCAGUGACCUCUGAAAGACAACCCAAAACAGAGCACAGAUUCAUCUUCAGAAUACAAGUAGUGCUGGCUGAUGUGUGAGGUUUUUCAAGACAAGGGAUCAGUGGGAUGUCAAAUGAUGGCUACAGUGAGGUCUGAAAGACAAAACCAAACAGUCCUGUUGAAUGUCCUCUCCAACCUUGGGCUCCAGAAAUAUUACCCAAACAAACUCACUCUUCAGUCUCUACUGGAAGUCAACAGAAGCAGCAUCUAUGAAAAUGACAUUUUAUCAGUGGAACAAAUUCCAUUUUAUUUUCUAAGAAAACUGUUCAAAAUCAAUGCAGGGUGCAGGAACUACACACGGCUAUCGAGCAAUCAUGAGGAAAUCGAAGACAACUUUGACCUACUGGACAUUUACACAGAAUGGGAUUUGGAAAACACGGUUCAUCCUCUUGACCUGAUAGUAGGUCUAUUUCUUUGUGCUGACAGCUUCUUGCAGCAGGAAAUGGCCCUGAAGAUGUCAUUAUGCCAGUUUUCUGUCCCACUGCUGUUACCCCACUGCAACAACAACUGUACUCUGAUGGUUUGGGCUCUGAGAGAAAUUGUAAAGGAGUGGUGUCCGCAUAAUUUGUGUCAGGACAGAGGAUUUGUUGAGAGCAACAUUGUGCAAGCAAAGAUACCAUUCUUUUCCUUUGUGAGGCUAAAGAACUGCAGUUUAUCCAAAUCUCAGUUGCUAAAUUGCAUCCUGAGCUGUGGCCAGCAGAAUCACAAUAUAUUCAUACACAGAGACAUGGAAGGAGGGGCACUGACCAGAAAAAUUUCAAAUACUUUGGUAGAGGUUUGCUGGUUCCUUCCUUGUGGAAGAGCAAAUCUUGACAGAUUCCCAGAGCCAAUUACAUUUGCUAAUUUGCGAGGAGAUAUUUUUGAGUCAUUCACACAAUUUCAUUUUCUUUAUGAAGUGUCCAAUGCAAUGUUUGUAUUCCUGGACAAAGUUGAAGACAAGGAGCAUAAUAUUCUGACAGCUCUUCAAGAUGCACAUUCCAAACUCCAUUUUGUCAUUAAUCGCAAAGAGGGUGCCUUGGAGGAUAUGAAGUCUGUCAAGAAAACACUGCAAAAGCUGAAUUUACCAAAUAGCAGUGUUAAAAUCAAAGACUCGAGAGUGAACAUGGCAGAGUUUUCUCUGAGACUUUGUGAAGCAAUCAGGAACUCAUUGAGUUACAUAAAACAGACAAUGAGUAUGGAAAAUAUGCUUGACAAAGCAAUUGAAUUGGGGCUAUCUGUGGAUGAAAACAAAACUCUUGAUCAGAAAAAAACUGCUAAAGAUAUCAUGACCGGUGUUAAUGAAGGAAGUAUAGCACACUAUAAAAAACAACAACUUCCUUUGCAAGGAGAAAACUGGAAGAAGUUAUCACAAUUGGAGAUGAAAGAAUGUAGAAUGUAUGAUGUCAGCUCUAAUGGUGCUGAGCAUUGUAAAGCUAAGCUACAGGCAGACAAAAGUCUAAUUUGGGAAAAGCAAAACAAGCAAAAACUGUCAAAAGGAAUGCAAGACUUUAUUGUCACCUUGUCAACAAGUGACAAAGAGCAAAGAAACGUCUUCUUAAAGUGGAUGAAACUAAUAUUGAAUAGCCAUUCUCGUGAGAAAUUGACUGCCCUGCGUAAAAAGUUCAAAGAACAUUCCAAAACUAAGGAUGCCAAACUCAUUGCAAAAAUUGAUCAAGAAUUGUUGGAUAGCUCUUUAGGAGUCGAGCAUUACAUGAGAGAAAUGGGACUAAACUAUGAGGUUUCCAUGCAAUCAGGAGACCCCACAGGUAAAUUCUCCCAUUUGCCUGGCAUAGCUGCUGAAAUGCUGUUGGAUGGUUAUCCAUUGGAGCUUUUGGAUGGAGAUGCUUCGAACAUCCCGGAGAAGUGGGUGACAGCCGUGCUAAUGGAGCUUCACAAGAAGGUUGGUGGGAAGAGCAACCUAGUAGUAUUAACUGUAUUGGGUGUCCAAAGUACUGGAAAAUCAACUCUUCUCAACACCAUGUUUGGCGUUCAUUUUCCAGUCAGCAGCGGCAGGUGUACAAGAGGGGCCUAUAUGCUUUUCCUCAAAGUUGGAGAUGAUACACAAGCUGAGUUGGGUUGUGACUUUAUCCUCCUCAUUGAUACUGAAGGUUUAAAAUCUCCUGACCUUGCACAACUAGAAGAUAGUUAUGAGCAUGACAACCAACUGGCCACCUUUGUCAUUUGCUUAAGUGAUGUGACCAUUAUAAACAUUGCCAUGGAGAAUGCAACUGAAAUGAAAGAUGUCCUGCAAAUUGCUGUCCAUGCCUUCAUUAGAAUGAAACGAAUUGGAAAGGAUACAGUUUGUCAUUUUGUCCAUCAAAAUGUUGCUGGAGUCUCAGCUCAUGCUAAAAACUCAACAGAGAGACAACAUUUGUUGGUCCAACUAAAUGAAAUGACCCAAAUUGCAGCUGAAAUGGAGAGACAACCUUCAAUUCAAGCAUUCACAGAUGUACUCAGCUAUAACCUGGAAAAAAACAACUGGAACAUCCCAGGACUUUGGCAUGGAACUCCUCCAAUGGCACCAGUAAACACUGGCUACAGUGAGGCUGUAGCGGAUUUCAAGAAAAAUCUUCUGGAGACAGUGGGAAAGGAAAGGAGUCAUGAUGUCUCAAAGAUCCCACACUUUCUGGAAUGGAUGAGUAGUCUGUGGAAAGCAGUUAAAUAUGAGAACUUCAUCUUUAGUUUUAGAAACACACUUGUGGCCCAUGCUUAUGACAACCUGUGCAAAGAGUUUGCCCAGUGGGAAUGGGAGAUGCGAAAAACAAUCCUCUCCUGGCAGACAGUAGCUGAAUCCGAAAUCUUAAAUGCGAACAAUGAGGAUGAAUUGGAACCAUUGCUCACAUCCAAGAAAUCAAAACUAUCUGAGGAAAUUCAAUUACAAAAAAGCAUAUUCAAUGGGAAGCUCUCAGACUAUUACAGAGAGAAAGACAGAUGUGUAAAAUUAGUCGAGAAAUACAAAAGUGACUUUUUCAAAAGUAUCGUAAGUCUGUCAAACGAGAUUGAACAUUCAGUGAGGACCAAAUUGGACCGAGUCCAUGAGGUAAAAAUUGGUUUGAAAAAGGCACAGGAUAUACAACAGGAGUACUAUGGUUCUAUUGAAAACAGAGUCCUGAAACUUCUGUCUGACUUCAAAAAUGUUACACUCUCUGAUAGCCAACUAAAAAAAGAGUUUGACAAAAUGUGGACUGCCGCUACUGCCAAUGUACCGACAUUAAAAGAGCAAGAUAUACCUGCAUAUAUUCUUGCCUUCCUGAAGAAACAUUUCUCAAAUCGAAAUGUGAAUGAGAACUUCAGACAAAUCAAUAACUUAAAGGGUUUUGGAAUGAACCCAUUUAAGGCCAGAAUUGACCAUGUUGACUCCGUUGGUAAGAAAUUGAAACAUCUGUGGAAAGGAGAUUUGCAGAUAUUUGCAGACAAUGUUAUUGAGACAGCCACCAUGUUUGUUCUUGGUAUAACCAAGUCAAAUCACGAUUACCAUGAUUCUUUGUCAAGGGAUCUUCUGCUGACGGUUGAUGAUUUGCUUGUAAAAGGUCAUAAUCAUCACCAAACCAACGCUCAGUUUGAAAUUGACAUCAAACUUCACAUUUGUGGCAUUGCUGCAAGAGAAUUUCUCAAGCUCCACCAAAGAUUCUUGUUGAAAAAUGAUCCCCGAGCACAGUUGGAAAAGUACAAGGAUCAAUACUUGUUGGACUUUUUGGAUUUAUACAAAAAGACAGAUCAUUCCCAACGCAAAGCAAAUGAUUUUGUCCAGCUUUGUAUCAAGCCAGCCAUUGAGGAUUGCAUCAACAGUUGUUUGGGAACUAAAAUUGUCGAUACAAUUUUGAGAAGCAGUCUUUCCAUGAUGUACAGUACACCUUCUUGUUUCCAAUACAGCAUUCAGGAAGAGUUACUGCACAAAGACGAUUUCAAGAGUUUUCUCAAGUACAUUUGUCACUAUGAAACAUACGUUAGGGAAAAGAUACUUUUUCAUAUCUGCCAAGAAAUGGACAAGGACAACGCGUUGUACAAAUUAAAGAAGGACAACACGGAAAUUGUAGUUGACAAAAUAUUAAAUGCAAUGAAGGAGGCCUCAACUAUGCAAUCAGAUGACGAUCCAAACAUUUUAAAGCUUGUCAAAAAGAUGCGCAACAUUCUGAUUGAAGAUAUUGUAAUACCAGAGGAGGUACAACAGCGCACACUGUUUCAGAUCCAAAGCACAUGCAAGUCUUUUACAAAAAGCUUCAUCACAUCCAUGAACACAUUGAAGGAAACCCUCUUUGUUGAACUCACCAAUGAAAACACAACUGAAACUCUGAAUAAACUUAAAAUCAACCCGCAAAAUGAGUUAUUUAGAAGAGUAGUUGUAUGCGGACAACAGUGUCCAUUUUGUAAAACUCCUUGUGAAGCAGGCGGCAAAGAGCACAAAAAACAUCAUGCAGCUGUGCAUCGACCACAGGGCCUUGGAGGAUACAGCAAUGUCUCAACUGAUGUCCUCGUUGAUUCUUUGUGUACGACUGAUGUGCAGAGUAACUCUAGUUUUCAAAAUAGAUCGACACAUGAGAAGUGGGUCAAAUAUAAAGAUUACAGUACCAUCUAUCCUGACUGGCACAUUCCUCCAGAUGCCACAAGGGAAGCAUCUAACUACUGGAAAUAUGUACUAGUGCGAUACAAUGAGGAAUUUGCUAGCAAGUAUCUGGCUAAGCCAGCAAAUGUUCCAAACAAUUGGAAAACAAUCACAAAGGAACAAGCACUGCAGGGUUCCAAAGAUGCUUUCUCCAUUAAAUAAUGUAAUAUGGAGUCUUUCGUAGACUGAGGUAAAAAUUAUGGGCAGUGUACCUGUGUGAGGAUUACAAAAAAAACAGAGAAAAAAGAAGAUAUGUUAGAAUUUGACUCUUGAAAAGAAACACACUGUCAAGGAUGGACUUUCAAUCAAUUGAACAAUUUUAGAAGUGGUCUACAUAAAGUAUCACAAUCACAGGGCAACAAACUAAAGAGGAUGUGGAUUUGUCUGAAUUAUUUUUCUUCCUUUCUUGUUUAUACUUUGAAGACACCUGAUAUCACUAUGAAUAGAUCAAAUGAAAAAUGUCAAUGAAAUCAAAUGCAUUGCAAAAAUACAACUUGACAGUUCAUAGAAACCUUAUCCCUCACCCCACUCACUACUUUUGCAGAUCAUCAUGACAUGUCUCAGUCCAUUUCACAGAUCAAAGCUGAAAUUCUCAAUAAUGUCACAGUUGCAUGUAUUAAAACCUAUAUAAUUUUAAAACAUGUUGGUUGUUUCCAGUGUUUGUCAUUUUGCUGAA
This is a messenger RNA of Syngnathoides biaculeatus (alligator pipefish), 5341 nucleotides long. Its product is annotated as up-regulator of cell proliferation. Gene Ontology annotation, molecular function: GTP binding. The record is from RefSeq and is a predicted model, not a curated record. The transcript is spliced from 4 exons. Lineage: Eukaryota; Metazoa; Chordata; Actinopteri; Syngnathiformes; Syngnathidae. Bases 115 to 4827 code for a protein of 1570 amino acids.